Molecule: messenger RNA, 669 nt
Organism: Trametes versicolor FP-101664 SS1
Lineage: Eukaryota; Fungi; Basidiomycota; Agaricomycetes; Polyporales; Polyporaceae
Exons: 1
Source: RefSeq, a predicted model, not a curated record
AUGUCCAAGCUACGUGCUAAUGUAGUCAGUCAUUCACUUCCCAUGCCCAAGAUAUAUUCUGUGCUGCCACCUAGAUGUGAGGAAUUGAGCGAAGUGUUAGCAUUCUUGUACCUUGGACCUAACCAACCAACCUCUAAGGAGUAUAAGCGCACACCCAUGCUAGUACGGCGUAACAAAGUGGCGGAUGCGCUUGAAUGGCUCAAACUCAAUCACAUUGACUAUGCUGAUCUCGAGAUAUCUUAUGACAACAUCAAUUCAUAUCCUGAGGAUGAGCCGCCUGUGAUUGUAAACUAUUCAAAGAGCAUGGAGUCCAAUGCAGAUCCUGAGGCGUCAGCUGUAAAUGCAAGUGAAGAAGAUGAAGGUGCAGAUGAUGGAGCCUGUCCUUUUGUUGUGCAUGGAUUAACAGGAGCAAGCCUUGAGCACAUGGGAAAAGUCAGACCAUAUGAGAUCACUGCACGAGCUAUUGAACACUUCAAAUCUGGAGGCAAAGUGUUGGGCAUAGGUCAAUCAGCAGAACCAGAGAGUUUAUACCACAAUCCUCAGCUAUAUCCUCAGAUGUUCCCAUGGUUAUUUCCAUAUGGCUUAGGUGGACUGAAUAAUUCUGCAAGCGGGUGUCGACCUGUCUCUGAGGAGCGGAGAAAGCAACAACUGCUGAUGUACCAUGAUAAG